Ostertagia ostertagi is the source of this 306-nucleotide messenger RNA. NCBI's taxonomy places the organism in Eukaryota, Metazoa, Nematoda, Chromadorea, Rhabditida, Trichostrongylidae. The record is from the annotation of a GenBank genome assembly.
AUGUUCAUUCUGCUACAGCUACAGACAGCCAACCCGUUCGUCUGUUUGCAGAUCCCAGGUCUUUCCGCAAUGUUUCUUUUGUUCACUGGGAUCGAUUCGACUCCUCUCAUUACCAACAUUAUUUCCGUUUUACUCAUUUUAUAUCCCGUUUUCAAUCCGAUUAUUAUCAUAGCAUUCUUGAAAGAGUAUCGAGAUUUUGCUUUGAGUAAAUUGAAAUUGAAGAGGUACUUGAAAAAGCCUCGUCUUAAUUUCAAAAAUAACUCCACCAGACCUAUUGCGACUUCCUCGCAAACAGUUGUUAUUUGA